Messenger RNA from Penicillium salamii, 2238 nucleotides. NCBI's taxonomy places the organism in Eukaryota, Fungi, Ascomycota, Eurotiomycetes, Eurotiales, Aspergillaceae. The record is from the annotation of a GenBank genome assembly.
AUGGCCGAGCCUAAGCCCACACUCCCCAGAAAAAGCGCCUUCUCGUGCGAGGCUUGUCGCAAACGCAAGGUUAAAUGUAACGGAGCAAGUCCGUCAUGUUCACGUUGUGCUACGAGGGGUGAGCUCUGCGUAUACAGCUUAGCCCCAACUUUAUCCUACACCAAGCAACUCGAAGCAAGAGUCGCACAGCUGGAGGAUGCGCUGUCCAAAGUCCGUCCGGAUGGUGACGCGGACCUCCGAAAAGUCAGUACCCCGUCAUCGGUGGCUGAGUCUAGCUCGAGCGCGGGCCCCAGGGUCAAGAUUGAAUCAGAGACAGACGAUCUCGCACGCGAAUUCGAUGGCUUGAAUGUCGAAAAUGACGGUCGCGUGUCCUUCCAUGGACCCACGAGUUUGUUCCAUUUGCCGAGUGGGGUAGGCAAUGAUACAGCGUCGAAAUCGCACUAUGCGCAGGAAGUCGAAGGUCGCAAGGAGCGACUCAUCAACAAUGCAUGGCGAGAGAGAGCAUUCGAGCAGAUGGCUGCUAUGCCAGAACCUUUCCAAUACCUUCUCGACUCUCACUGGUGCUGGAUUCAGCCGCUUUGGAAUUUCGUCUACCGACCUGCGUUCACUCGUGAUAUGAAAAUCCACGGAACGUACUACUCGGACGUCUUAUUAAACGCCCUCCUUUCCCACUCCGUACGGUGGUGCAAAGCGGAACCUCAGAUUGGUCUGAUGUUGAACUCCUAUGAUGGCGGAGCACAAUUCUCUCACCGGGCAUUGACGGGCGUGUUUGAAUCUUUGAAAGUUGGAUAUGCUGGAAUUCCCACCAUCCAGACGUUACUUUUGCUCAGCGCGCAAGAAUGUGGCCGCGGAAACCGAACCCAAGCAUGGCUGUAUAGUGGUAUGGCGUUUAGGUUGCUGGACGACCUGGGAAUUUCCAUUGACAGUCGAAAAUAUUCGGGAUCGGCUCAACUCAGUGACGAGGAUAUUGAAAUCCGCAACCGCCUCUUCUGGAGUUGCUACUUCUGGGACAAGGUGGUUUCGUUAUACUUUGGCCGGGCGCCGACAAUGCAGCACUCCCGCGUCAGUCCACCGCGCAUGAUUCUCGAUGACACCGCUGAGAUCGAACCUUGGACACCUCAUGGCGUGACAUUCCCAGACGGCGCUCACUACCCGCCCACACAGGCGCAUUCGACGUCAUGCUUCAUGAAGAUGUGCGGCCUGGCAGAAAUUCUCAACCAGAUCUUGAUUCACAUCUAUGACCCGAUCCGUCGAAGUACGGACUCGGAUUUCUAUGAUUGCGUGCAAGAGCAGGGCAAGGCCCUCAGUGAAUGGUGGGAGGAACUACCAGACUUUUUGAAGCUGACAGCAUCAAGUCUCCCACCAUACUCACCCCCUAGCCACAUUGUGAUUCUGAACUGUUUAUAUCACACAAUCAAUAUCCUUCUACAUCGGCCAAUACUCUGCUCCCGAGAGCUUCACAAAACUCGUCCAGACGCAUACGACUCGAGCCAUUUAGUACAAUGCAUGGCAUCGGCAACGUCGAUUCUUUCACUCUUCGAUCUUUACCGCCGCACCUUCGGUGACAGCCAUGUGGUUCUUUCUCUCGCAUACAGUAUUUACACGGCAUCAUCUAUUUUCCUCCUCGAGAUCCAAGCCUUGAAGUAUGCAGCACCGGGCACACUAGACAAGCUCAAGUUCUGCAUCUUCGCUCUGGAGAGGAUCAAAAUCGCCACCCCAGUCGUUACAACAGCCCUUAAUCUCAUCUCCUUGGAACUCCAAAAACUACAGAUCAACAUUCACAUCCCAAUGUCCACUCAGCCCGAACAAACCCAAGAACACCACCCCCAGCACCAUCAAACACCCCAAACACAACACCAACAGCCUCGCCACAGCCAAUCACCAUCAGUAGGCAGCAAUCAAUCCCGCCACGUCUCGCCGGGCCAGCACCACCGCCAAAUCCCAACAUCCAUGUCAGCGCAUGCCCAAGGCCCGGCAUCUGAAACCCCACCCUUGAUGCAAGGAUUCAGCAACUUCCAACACCCGGGAGCAGUUUUCAACGCCCCUCAUUCCACCGACAUGCCUCAAAUGCCACCUACUCAUCUACUGGGCGGGAUGCCCAACGCCGUUAUGACGAUGGAUGACCCCGGAUCUUAUGAGAUCACACCUGAGGUCUAUGAGGCAUUCUCAUAUGCGCAACCCAUUCCAGCGAAUAUGACGCCUGCUUUUGAGCAGGGAUGGGGGAGACCUGCUCAUUGA